Messenger RNA from Hibiscus syriacus, 458 nucleotides. Its product is annotated as probable LRR receptor-like serine/threonine-protein kinase At1g07650. Bases 93 to 365 code for a protein of 90 amino acids. The transcript has 2 exons. Lineage: Eukaryota; Viridiplantae; Streptophyta; Magnoliopsida; Malvales; Malvaceae. The record is from RefSeq and is a predicted model, not a curated record.
AACUCAAGAUUAAAGUGUUCACUCUGCCUCUCUCUCUCUCUCUCUCUCUAUUUGAUUUUUCUCCAUAGGCGGCCAUAUAGUUUUCUUCCGACAUGCUCUUUCAUCGACUCGUUUUUGCUUCGAUAUUCAUAUCUUCUUGCCUUACAAGGUUAGCAGAUGGAGCUACACUUGAAGGAGAUGAAGUGGAAGCUUUGAGAAGCAUUGGUGGGACAUUGGGGAAGACAGAUUGGAAAUUUGAUGAUACUGAUCCAUGCAGUGGAGUCGGGGGUUGGAUAGAUGAACCCUUAUCUACUUAUAUUGUUAAUAAUGUCACAUGUGAUUGUACCUUCAACAAUAACAACACCUGCCACGUCACCCACAUGUAAGCAUCUCUCUCAUUUAUCAGUUCAUGGAUUAUGGCUUAUUAAGCAUCUGACAUUUGAUUUUAUUAGCAGCAAGUGAAUAGUUUAGUUUGAAUA